AUGAUGAGUCCCUCGCAGUCUCCAGGGCCGUCCAGUCCCAGAUCAUUGCGAAUAUUGCUUCGUAAGGUGACUGCCUCGUCUCUUACGUCUUCGACUGCUUCGUCACCAAAACGGGGUAAAUUCUCUGAGACUGGAUUGCAACCAAUACCCACAUCAGCAUUGGAUGUUUUGCCACGUGAAUUGUGGGAGCGAGUCAUAUCUUUUGUACCAAAUCCUGGUACUUCACAAGACCAUCAAGUGCGCACAUUGCAUUUAACCACGAGAUAUGGAAGACAAUUGGCACUCUUGCAAACGUUUUUGCAUCAUCCUCGCCUAUUGGAUCCAUCAUUGACCAGGCAUCUCAUCAAAACGGGAACUCUUGUUCCUCGGUUCCUCGCUCAGAAUAAUAUUGGAUGGAAGGCCUUAUAUGAUAUCUAUCGAGACGAUGUUAUGGCUUUAAUCCAGAUUCGGGCUACUGAUCUUUAUGGUGAAGAUGCAAACCUGGGUGGCAAUGAUAUCGCAAUCUUCGAAGCCUUGACGAACGAUUUGGCUGCAAAUCAUCUUCAAGUCCGAGAAAUGAUAGACAAGUUUGGGUUUAUACCAAUGGAAAGGUUUUCACCAACAGCUGUUUUUCGAUUGUAUCAUCUGACUAAAUAUGACAUUUCCUUGUUGGAUUUGUUAAUUGAAAAGUAUGGAUACGACACAACCACCGUAAAUAAUCGUAUCAUGCAUUUCGCAUUGACCAACUCGAACACAUCAUACUCCCAAAUCCAAUCAUAUCUAUCUCGUGGAUUCACCAUAUCGCCAUCCGUAAUAAUAGCAGUCUUGACAGAUCACUCGGCUGCUAAUGUCGUCACCACGUUAAGCAAGAUACUACCAAUGGGACAAAUAAGACCAUAUGCAAUUGAAGUCUUGGAACAUCAAAUGGGGCCUAAUGGUGACUUUGUCGGGGAGAUAAUCGGUUCACUCAUUGAGGCCUUCUCAUUUGAGGAGGAAAUCAUUGCUCAAUCGUUGAUGAAUAAACAACGAGGACUACCUUAUCGCACUCGUAUAUAUGAUCAAACGCAUCCGUAUGUAGCAUGGAAGUGGAUCUUACAAAGGUUUGGGGCCAAUCAUCGCUUCUCGAGAGAUUGCUUCUCUGACUUCUUGAUGUGGUUGGGAGAAUUGGGAGCCAGAAUCAAACAUUAUCGACCUAGAGAAGAUCCAUGGAAGCUUCUCCUCUUCUUGUUUGAUGAGGGAUGCACGAUUGAGCCACACCACUUUAGGUUUAUAGCUAGAGCAGCACUAUGUCCUAACUCAGCUCCCCACAUGUCUCAACUCAUAGCCCGAUUCACCAUGCAUAUGACACGCUUCCCGCCCACUGAAGCUGAUCGGAGAUUGUGGAUUUCGACCAUACGAGACGAAGUAGUAGGUAACAAGGAGUAUGUCCGUCAGAUUGGGUUUACUGACUUUGCACAUUGGCAAAGAGCAGCAGCAGACCGUCGAACCACUCUAGAUAGAAGCAGCCGUAGUAGUGGCAGUAACAAAAAGGCAUCCGAACGUAGGUCUAGCUCACAAAGCAGUGGUGGAUUAGGUGGCCUAGUUGCUGAAAUCACUGGUAGUAAUAAAACCACAAAGGCUGGAGGUGCCUAUGUCGAUCACGUAUCAAUAUCAUCUCUCAUUGGAUGGAAGGUAGACAAGAACUUGAGGCCGUCUCAUUUUGUGGAUGAAGCCACGGAGCUUGUGCAUGUGCUUCAAGCUACCAAGAAGAAGCGCUCCUCCUUCUCUCGAAUCAGAACUGGGUAG
Molecule: messenger RNA, 1764 nt
Organism: Synchytrium microbalum
Lineage: Eukaryota; Fungi; Chytridiomycota; Chytridiomycetes; Synchytriales; Synchytriaceae
Exons: 6
Coding region: 1-1764 (587 amino acids)
Source: RefSeq, a predicted model, not a curated record